GCGGCACGGUGAUGCUACCCGCAGGUGACUCUAUCUCGAUUAGUGGGCCCAAGGUGGGCGGUCCUUUCUUUUCGCUCACGUAAAACGUUGAGGCUAUGAUAGACUGCCGACUCUCGACGGCCGUUAGUCGUGCCAUAUUAACGGCGUCGUUGCCUUCAUACUGUUCCUCAUUUUCGUGAGGUAGGGUUUCGCCGAUCCUUCUCUCAAGAAAAUCAUCGUCUCUCACUUUAUGCAGGUAAAACCCUUGCUAUUCGAUCGAUCUGUUUCUGCUAUGUUGUUUUUAAGCAACGAUUUCGAUGUUCUGGAUCGAAGAUCUGGUGUAUUAUGAUUUUUUAGUUUUUAGAUUUUUAGUUUUUGGUUUUGUUUACGUCGAUUUGAUUGGGUUUGAGUCGGAAUCAGUCAGAUCUAUGUUUGAAUUGAGAUCUGAGAUCAGGUUGCGGUAGGGGGGAGUAGGUUUAUCCUUCGUUUGGUUGCUGAGAGAGCGGAAAGAAAAGAGGAGGAGAGGAAAUGGAGUGUUCAAUUUUCAUCUCUAUGUUUUGCUUUGCCGACAUGAAAAUACGGGCCUCGCUCAGACUAAAUAGUCGAUCUCUGCUUCUUCGAGGGAGUAUUAGGUUCAUAAAUUGUUAAAACAUCUGAGAUUGACAUUUUGUGUUCUCUGCUUAACGAUUUUUUUUCUCAGUAAGCUAACGGAGACUUUGGGGCUUUUCUUGUCCUCCUUCUCCAUUACAAAAGAAGAAAACUGGGGACUCUAGACUGAAAGAGGAAGGAGUUUAUCUUUGGUGACUUGUUGGUUUUUAGAGAAGAUAACGUGUACAAAGUGACCAUUAAUUGCAGCGCUAGGAUAUAAUGUUUUGAACAUAAGCAUUCGGUUCUGUUGGCACUUCCGAUACCAUUGCAUUUUGUAAAUGUACAAUUUCAUUCUCUCAUUCCAUGAGUUUGGCUAUACAGGGUUUGGCAUUCUCUGUAAUGAUAUAGUUCCUCUGAGAUUGUCCAGUAGUAGAGUUGUAUAGUUCCAUUUUAUUUGUUGCUUUGGUCGAAGAGUUGUGCACAGUGAUUGAUUUUGUAGAUAGCAAUGGAAGCAAAAUUCGCAGAGGCAUUGGAUAGUGAUCAAAGGGUUGGGUUUGGCUUGAAGAGGAAGCAGGCUUUCAAGGGAGCAUAUUCUUCUGGAACAACUCGUGCAGUGGUACCAUUGCGGUCCACCUUGAACUCAUCAACAAGUAUGCUUUGCAAGCGAAGGAAACUUGAUGGAUGCAAGAGCAAGUAUGUGGACUCUAGGUCAUAUUUUAGGAAAUCAUUGGUCAGACAUUAUUCAAAUUUUCUGAAAAGUGGGUUUCCACAACGUAUAAUGUUCUAUCAGAAUGGUGAAUGGACUGACUUUCCUCAGGAUCUUGUUGGCAUGGUUGGAAAAGAUUUUCAGGUAAAAAAGACAGCAGUUGAGGUUGACUUAGAUGGUCAUCGUAUUUUGCUAGAUUUUUUGCAUAUGAUUCGGCUAGACUUGAAAACAGGUUUACAGCAGCCUGUUGCUUGGAUUGACGAAGCAGGAAGCUGUUUUUUUCCAGAAAUUUUUUCUGAUGAUGAAAAUGAGCUAAGUGAAUGCUGCUAUCAUGGAUGUGAGAAAGAUCAGGCAUCGUUUGCAGACUCUUUUGGGUCUCGUGAGAUUAAGCUGCAGCUUGAAAUUGACAUAAAUGGAGUGGAUCAUGCUAAGUUCAAGGAAUGUAGUGGAGAGUCAAACGCUAUUGUUAAAGAAAUUCAAAUUGAUCAGAAACCUGAGAGCAACAAUUAUGAUGCAGAAGUCGAGGAUAGCUGCAAUGAAAAAUCUGAUGGAAAAUUGGAUAAGGCUGUUGCAGGAAGUCAGCAGAUGGAGAAAAACUUAUUAACAGAGUUUGAACCUGCCCAUGGAGAUUUGGAUUCUGAUUCUGUGCGUAGCAUGUUUUUGACAGGCACGGAUUCAAUUAUUAAUGCCGAUAUUCUUGAGAUAUGCCGCUGCUCAAGUGUUUCAAUGCAAGCUCGAUUGGAGCUUUUUGAGAAGCAGGUUGAAAUAACCAAAAAGUAUCGUGGGGAUGCAAAUGUUCAGUAUGCUUGGCUUCCUUCUUCCAAGGAAGCAUUAUCUAGUACCUUGAUUUAUGGACUGGGGCAUGGUGGUCUAACAAAAAAUAAGUCCAUAUAUGGUAUUGGUGUUCAACUUGUGGCUGUUAACUGCACUCACACGAGUGCAAAUUUUUGUGAUGUUGAUGAAAAUGGUGUACAGCAUAUGGUUCUGUGUCGUGUUGUUUUGGGGAACAUGGAGCUUGUUCAUCCUGGAUCUGAACAAUUCCAUCCCAGUACUGAGGACUUCGAUAGUGGAGUAGACAAUCUGCAAAAUCCAAGAUAUUAUGUAGUAUGGCACAUGAAUAUGUUCACUCACAUAUACCCUGAAUAUGUUGUUAGUUUCAAGGUCUUGUCCAGUGCCAAAGGGUACUUUGUUGGAAAUGAGAGCAAAUAUGAUAUUUCAGGGGUCACUGCUUGCCAUGGGCCUCUAGGCCAACCUUUUGUAGCUGAUGUGGGAAGUGACUGUCAUGCAAUUCCACUUUGUGGAAGAUCUCAGGAAAAAGCUGUUAUUCUAGGGUCAGACUCUCCCAGGGCUCCUAAAUCCCCUUGGAUGCCCUUCCCUAUGUUAUUUUCAGCUAUUUCAGACAAGGUUUCUGUUAAGGACAUGAAUCUCAUUCAUAUUCAUUAUGACCUUUUCAAGAGGAAGAAAAUAAAUCGGGAAGAGUUUAUCAAAAGGUUGAGGUUGAUAGUUGGAGAUAAUUUAUUGAGGUCUACAAUAACAAGUCUUCAGCACAAGGUAUCAUCAAUGCCAAAGCCUGCAUUUAUUGUCAAUGCUUCCACUGCAUUGAAAGCAAUGGUAGCACCAAAACAGGAGGGAGAGAGUUUUUGUGCUGAUAAUGCGUCGACAUGAAGCUCAUUGAUCUAGUUGGACAGUGGCUUUUGGGUGUAUGGUAAAAUGCUAGCUUUUCUAUUUUUUGUUUUUUUUUUUGGGCUUGUUGGGGUGGGUUGUGGUGGUGUGGUUUAAAUAGAACCAUGCUGUUCUCUGAUGUUGGAUCUUGAAGACUGGAUGUUUCUGAAUGUGGAUUGGAAGUUCAUUCAGUUGAUCUUUACUUCAUUACCAAA
Molecule: messenger RNA, 3150 nt
Organism: Malania oleifera
Lineage: Eukaryota; Viridiplantae; Streptophyta; Magnoliopsida; Santalales; Ximeniaceae
Product: inactive poly [ADP-ribose] polymerase RCD1-like
Exons: 9
Coding region: 1073-2938 (621 amino acids)
Molecular function (GO): NAD+ poly-ADP-ribosyltransferase activity
Source: RefSeq, a predicted model, not a curated record